Messenger RNA from Homarus americanus (American lobster), 1472 nucleotides. Its product is annotated as bifunctional protein GlmU-like. The coding region runs from base 174 to 596 and encodes 140 amino acids. The transcript has 4 exons. NCBI's taxonomy places the organism in Eukaryota, Metazoa, Arthropoda, Malacostraca, Decapoda, Nephropidae. The record is from RefSeq and is a predicted model, not a curated record.
AGUAAUAUGUGAGGAUUGAGGAAGGGUUGCACGUGACCUCAGAGAUCAGCUGACGGUUUGUUUACACUGAUUUAAAUUUUAAUUCGCCAGGUCUGUUUCCUGGAUAUAUUUUCAUCACAAACCAACCAUACCAUUUUACUGUAGUUCUGGUAUGAGGAUACAAGCAGAAGAAAAUGAGCAAUAUGAAAGUGCAUGUUCUUCGACUCGAACCUGGCCAGGAAGUGAGAAAAAGUUUGGAGGAGUAUGUGCACCGUGAGGCACCUAGUGGAGUGGUGGUAAUGACAUGCUGUGGCUCCAUCACCAGUGCCACCCUCCGUCUCGCUUCCAAAACUGAUGGCUCCAACAAGAUCGAAACAUUCAAGAAACAUUUUGAGGUAUUGGGAAUGUCCGGGACAAUCAGCAAGGGUGGGACACACCUGCACAUCUGCCUGAGUGAUGAAGAAGGUGGCACGCUAGGUGGCCACGUCAUGGGUGACCUUGUUGUCUUCACCACCAUGGAGGUCGCACUUGGGGAAAUAACUGAUAUUAAACUCAGCCGAGAGUACGACUCUUCUACAGGUUUUGAUGAGCUAACUGUAACUAAGAACCAAGUUUGAAAUCAAUUCUGUUAAGGCUACAGUGAACUGUAUCUUAAUAUCAAGAUUGAAAGCUCAGUCCUGUUAUAGAUAAUAAUGAACUUACUGUAAGCAAUAACAAAGCUUGAAAUAACUUAGCAACAGGUUAGCAUGGAUUUACUAUAAGAGUAAAAAUAGAUACUGUAUGUCAUAUGCGUAGUUGAUGUAUGAUGCUGCAUCAAGUGAAUGUUUUGUAAUAUUUGUUGUGUAACUGCUCAUAGCUUCACUUGACAGAAGUAUCGUACAAGGAUUGUCAUAAGCAUAUGAAUUUGCUAGAUCGGAAAUAUUAAGAAUUAUCUUCUUGAGAUUUGUCAUGUCUUGCUAUGGACUUUGUUUUCAGUGAUAGAGAAAAAUACCUUUGAGGUUCUUACACGAGAAAAUCAGUUGAUAUAAUAGUUCUAGGGGUAGUACAGUACUUCCAAGUGUUUCUAUUAAACAUCCAACUAUAUACCUUAGUUUUAGUUGGAUUUCUAGGUCUAUAAUCACUGUUGUUUUAACUCACAUGAAUAAAAAGAAAAAAUCUUGAUAUUCUGAAGAUUUUAUAAGAAGAAAUAAGGUCACAGCUCAAGUGUUAAACACCUGAAAGGAAGUACAUGUACAAAAUAAUGAAACCUUACUAAUUUCAACUAGCUACCUGGUCUAUUGAUACAUAAGUACAGGUUGACAAUCCCUUAUCCGAAAUCCUUGGGACCAGAUGCAUUUCGGUUUUUGGAAUUUUUCAGUUUUCAGAAUGGUAAUGGAUAUUCCCUGUAACUGUAGAUAUAAGAAUGCACCCUGAUUGUACUUUUUUUCUUAUUAAAUUUAGAUUUUUAAUGAUUAUAUUUUGAAUAAAAUUACGAUGAAGGAGACCAACUCCCA